Molecule: messenger RNA, 3948 nt
Organism: Pygocentrus nattereri (red-bellied piranha)
Lineage: Eukaryota; Metazoa; Chordata; Actinopteri; Characiformes; Serrasalmidae
Gene: srp19
Product: signal recognition particle 19
Exons: 5
Coding region: 121-549 (142 amino acids)
Biological process (GO): SRP-dependent cotranslational protein targeting to membrane, signal sequence recognition; SRP-dependent cotranslational protein targeting to membrane
Cellular component (GO): signal recognition particle, endoplasmic reticulum targeting
Molecular function (GO): 7S RNA binding
Source: RefSeq, a predicted model, not a curated record
CAAGCUAAGACUGCACGAAGAACGGCGUCCGCUGAUUUUUUCAUUCUGCUGCGUUCAGCGUCAACACACUGUCUAAUAUUCAAGCAGUCGUCUAAUUUCAGGAAAGAAAUAGGGUAGAAGAUGGCUUAUUUAACGACGAACCCUGCUGCGAAAGAGAGGUUUUUGUGUAUAUAUCCAGCUUACAUAAACAGUAAAAAGACAUUAGCGGAAGGCAGAAGAAUACCAAGUGAAAAGGCGGUGGAAAAUCCUUCAUGUGCUGAAAUUAGGGAUGUUCUAGCUGCUGCAGAAAUGAAUGUCUAUGUUGAGCAGCCCCGUAUGUAUCCAAGGGAAUGGAAUAGAGAUGCACAGUUCAGAGGAAGAGUGAGAGUUCAAAUCAAACAAGAGGAUGGAAGCUUGUGUCAAGAUAAGUUUACCUCAAAAAAAGAUGUUAUGUUCUACGUGGCUGAGAUGAUACCGAAGUUGAAGACUAGGACACAGAAAAGUGGGGGCAGUGACUCAGGAGCACAACAAGGAGAAGGAGGAAAGAAGGGAAAGAAAAAGAAGAAGUAACUGCAUUUCUAAAAAUUGAUUCAUCUUGGCAAUUUUUUUUGCCAGCUGACCAGUACAGGAAUGGGUGAUGAUGGAGGUUUAGACAACUAGUGUUUUUUUUUUUUUUUUUUUUUUUUUUGAAACUUGUUUUAAUCAGCUUUGUGGAUACAUGUCAGUAGACAAGCUCUGCAUUUUUGAAGUAUCUGUUUUGUUUACGACAGUAAUUCUAAACAGUCUUUUCACAGCCUCUUUAGGCUUUAGUUGUGUUAACAGCUGGAAACAUACAGAACAUGUAUCAGUGAUUUAUCAGCUUGGAAUAUACAUGAAAAUAUUAUCAGUGAUUUAUUUACAAGAAUGACUGUUUAAUCACUUACUUUUUCAGCAAAGAAUAAAACAAAGAAUUCAAAAUGCAGUUGAUCACUUCUAGCUGAUUUUUUUUCUUUGUUUUUGUUAUUUUAAAUCCAGUAGAGUUGUCAAAGCAUAUCUUUACAGCUAUGCGUUUCAGUUCAUAAUAAGUAAUUGCUUUGAUUUAUUAUGGUUAUGAUUUUCCAUUUAACUGUUGAAUUGCGCAUAUGGUUUCUAUAACUGUCCAUAUUUGUCAAAUGACUUUUAAAAUGUGUUGUACCUUACACUGAUGUAAUUAUUUGUUCUUCAUUCAUUGUCUAUUGAGCACCUAAAAGGCUGAGAUACUGUGAAAAUGCUAAAAUCACUGUUAGUAAACAAAGGACAUUCGUUAUUGUUUCACCAAAGCACAAAGUAGCGUAGUGUUUUUGAAGAGAGGAAUUUUUGAAGAUUGAAUUUGAGGUUAAAUAGUUUUAAUUAAAGUGAAACUUUGUUAGGUUAGUGUUACUAUUUAUUUAAUGCAAUUCUAUACAGUUGAGUGGGUUUCUUUAAGCUGACAGUCAAAAAAAACUGAAGCACUACUAAGUGGUGUUAAAAUAAAGUUUGCCUAUUAUUAUUUAGUACCAUCAUCUCAUACACAGAGAUUAAGAACAAAUUUCACAGGCUUGUCAUAUCUAAUCUUUGAUUUGUAUUUUUAUUGCAUUUGAUCAUUGCCAAGUACGUUGAUUUGUUGAAAUUUUGUGGAAGGUUAACAUCUAUAGCCACAGGGAUUAUGUAUUUCAACAGGGGUGUAAACACAUUGAUAUGCCUGAUAUGUCUUUGGCAAUCAGACAGUUUAUACUUGCCCAUGCCCUUCACACCACCUGUUUGUUGUAGAGGACUGUAGUGACAAGUGAAAUGAGACUAGUUUUGUUUAGAUUACUUGCUCUUGUUGAUCAUAUUAGCUUUCAUUGUACUGAUGAAAAGCUACUGUACACAUCCAAACAGACAUCAAAGAGUGAGCGGAGAGAAAACUUUAUUGACUAUGCAAUAUUUGUGCAUUGAAAUGUCAAAGGUCAUUCUUGAUCAAUCUGCUUGACUACAGUUGUCUUUAAGGCAUGUCCAUCACCGAAAUUCUUGAGAUGUUUUGUUCGACUCUCAAGUCGCAUGAGCCAUUCAUCACGGAGCCUACAUAAACACAUUAAACACAAGUUAAAAUUGGCAGUUGUGCAAGAGGCACAAUUGAGCUUAACAGGAUAAGCAAUAAUUCAUGCAAGCUUGUUCCUAAAUAACUGAUGAGUGCAAAAUCUCUGAGCAACUGUAGCUUUAUCCUCCACCAGUUUUUAGUUAUGGUUCUAUUUCUGUAACUCUUCUACGGUCACAGUUUUUAGAUGACCAUUUGGGAAUUCUUAAAUUACAAUGUCUGAUUAGAAGCUUCAUCACCAUUAGGAACAGGCUGAUGUAAAAAACUAAGCAAAACAUACUAAAAUCUUCUAACCAGACGUUUUUUCUAGGUAGUCUACUCAAUUAUCUGAAUUCUUUUAUUGUAAACCUGGUUAAUACAUCUUAGCAAUUUUUGUUAUGACAAAAGUUGACAGGCCAACUUGUCUGAUUUAUUUUGGAUUUUUGUACAAUAUUACAGUAUUUAUGAGUGAGAGACCGCGCUGCAAAUAAAACGCACAAACACAAGAGAGCAACUUCUUACUUUGACAGAGCGCUGUUCUUCGUCCUUUGUUCCUCAUUUUCUGUGAGCUGGUUAUGCUUCACAAUUUUUUGCUCCCAGAAUGUUUUGAUGAACAGCUUGUCAUGAAUUAGUGCCGCAUUCAUUUCCUAUGUAUCGGGAAAAAAUUUGACUCACCAUGACUAACAAAACUUUUUUUUUCCACUCAGUAAUUAAAAUAUUAGCCACACAGUGAGUAUAAGCAGAAAAUGGGCAAACGGUGAAAUACAGACAUAUCAUCGCUGUCGGAACAAAACCUUGUAGCUCCAAAGUGGUAAUGUUAUAAUAAGAAAAAAAAGACAUCUAACCCUUAGCAUACUCACUGUGUUAAUGUAAGAAGAUUUUAUUCCAAAUUAUUCUGGACCAUUUUAAUUGGUCUGUUCAUCAUGACAUAUACAGACAGUGUAAAGAGCAGCUGAUGUUUUCAAAUUUUGUAAAAAAUAAAUUAAUAAAUAAAAAUGACAAAAAUAGAAAUACAAGGUUGUGUUCUGACAACUAUAUGUUAAAGUAAGCAAAAGCAUUCCAACAUGCAUCUAUCCAUAUCUAUGUUCAUUUUGCUAGAUAUAACAAGGCAUGCCAAAGCAUCGCAUCAUGGUAAUCUUACGUUUCAUUGGAGCUCUGGACCUUAGUUGUACAAAAUGAUGUUGCUGGUUUAAUAGCUUAAGGUUUGCCUGUGAAAAGAGUAAUAUAUACUGAGACUAACCUAAUGGAGAGUGGUAGCCUUUCAGUGUUACUCGGAGUGAAAGCUGCCUCUAAUAGAAGCACUAAAAAGGAAGAUUACCUUCCCAGUUCCCUCCCCAGAGAAGUAUACGAAAGAACCAACUGUGCAGGGGAACUAAGUAAUAUUUGAGAUGUUGGAAGCUGCAGUGGAAUUGUGCCACAAUUCCCACUGUGCACCAUGUUGCAUCAGAUGACAUUCGGAUUAGUGGAAACCCAUAACAAUGUUGUAGUACUCAACAGGUGCCACAGAGUCAUAAUAAGCACAAGCUUCUCAGAUCGCUCCCCAUCACCGACGAUGUACUCGGGGUGAUGUAUUUACAUGUUCUGGUGUCACUGCAGAUCGUCAGCAUCAGCAUUUAAAGUAAUUUAAAUUGGUACGCAUCAUGGCCAAAGUAGCUGGCAGGACAAAUGGGAAUAUGCAAGCAGCAAAGUACUGCUGGUUGCCUUGGAUCUUAUUACGGGGGGCAAACAACUGAUGUCCAUAUCAAGUUUACAUCUGUAGCCCAUGAUCUGCGUUUUAGACAGCUUUGGACUAAUAAUUGUUAAGUCAGGUGUAUCAAGCAUCCUCACUUUUGGCAUUCUAAAAAAAACGCAUAUUUGAGGUGGAAACAGUUGUAACAGUUAUAAUAUGCCUUAAAAAUAAACAUUAUAAUCAUUGA